Molecule: messenger RNA, 1988 nt
Organism: Ipomoea nil (Japanese morning glory)
Lineage: Eukaryota; Viridiplantae; Streptophyta; Magnoliopsida; Solanales; Convolvulaceae
Product: probable polygalacturonase
Exons: 6
Coding region: 412-1755 (447 amino acids)
Biological process (GO): carbohydrate metabolic process
Molecular function (GO): polygalacturonase activity
Source: RefSeq, a predicted model, not a curated record
AACUGAACUCUUCUUCAUCCAUCUUUCGUGACAAAUAAAUGCCAAUCGUGGUAAGUAUGCAAUAAUGAACCCCCCAAUUAGCAUGGUAGCAGCCACAAAAUUUCUUUAAAAUCUCUCUCAAAGUUCCAAUCUUGCAAACAAUAUUUUCCUCUUCUCCAUUCUCCAGGUUACUUCGGAAUCUUAAACCCCAUUUCCCAUUUUCUUCUCUUCUUUCAUUUCCAUUUCCUAAAGUAAUUACCACAGAUUCUUCGCUCUUGGAAACCUUGCAAAUUCUUGGAUGUGCUGCUAGGUUCAAACCCAAAAACCCACCGACAAAGAUUCCUGUUUUUAUGAAAAAGUAAAAGGUAAAAUCUUUAGUAAAACCCACACUCUUCUCCGGGAAGUGUCUGAAUCUUUUGUUCCGGAUCAAAGAUGGGUCGGUUUUUCCGAUCGAUUUUACCCUGCUGCGCGGCUGUGUUGCUACUGGCGGCCUGCUCGGCGGUGGGCGAGUGGGAAACGUGCUCCGGGAUAGUUCCGAUGAGGGAGCGGAGCAAUAGGAUAUCGAUAGCCGACUUCGGCGGCGUCGGAGACGGCCAGACGUUGAAUACGAAGGCGUUUAUGGAAGCAAUUUAUCAAAUUCAGCAUUUGAAUAGAAGCGGCGGCACUCUUCUUUACAUUCCGGCCGGCGUUUAUCUCACCGGACCUUUCAAUCUUACAAGCCACAUGACUUUGUACUUGGACAAAGAUGCUGUCAUCAAAGCUACUCAGGAUACAACAAACUGGCCUUUAAUUCCUCCAUUGCCAUCAUAUGGAAGGGGAAGAGAGCUGCCUGGUGAAAGAUACGUGAGCUUUAUUCAUGGAGAUGGGCUUCGAGAUGUUAUCAUCACUGGUGAGAAUGGGACAAUUGAUGGUCAAGGUGAUGUGUGGUGGAACAUGUGGAGGCAAAGAACUCUUCAAUUCACAAGACCGAAUCUGAUAGAACUCAUGAACUCUCGAGGCAUAAUCAUCUCUAAUGUCAUUUUCAAGAAUUCCCCCUUCUGGAAUAUCCACCCCGUUUAUUGCAGCAAUGUUGUUGUUCGAUAUGUCACCAUACUGGCUCCUACUGAUUCUCCGAACACUGAUGGAAUUGAUCCUGAUUCAAGCUCUCAUGUCUGCAUUGAGGACUCGUAUAUUUCCACGGGGGACGACCUAGUGGCUGUGAAGAGCGGGUGGGAUGAGUAUGGCAUUGCCUAUGGGCGCCCGAGCCACGGCAUUACCAUACGCAGGGUGACUGGAUCUUCCCCGUUUGCUGGAAUUGCUGUUGGAAGUGAAACCUCCGGGGGUGUAACCGAUGUUCUGGCUGAGCAUAUAACCCUUUCCAACAUGGGCGUUGGCAUCCACAUAAAAACUAACGUGGGGCGUGGAGGGAUCAUAAGAAACAUUACCUUCUCCAAUGUGUACAUGGAAAAGACACGAACGGGGAUAAGGAUUGCGGGUGAUGUUGGCGGGCAUCCCGACGAGCAAUUCAACCCGAACGCUAUUCCCAUCGUCCAAGACAUCAAAAUCAAGGAUGUAUGGGGCGAACAGGUUCUGCAGCCCGGUUGGAUACGGGGUAUACCAAAAUCCCCUUUCACUAACAUCUGCCUUUCCAACAUCCACCUUAAUGGUGCUAAAUCACUCCGAAAUCCUCCAUGGAAGUGCUCGGAUGCUAGCGGGGCUGCAGUUCAGGUUAGCCCCUCGCCCUGCUCUGAACUAACCCGAGAUCAAUCUGGUGCGUGCUCUUCGCCACCAUUCUAAGUUAGCCAUCAUGUAUUCUUUCCAUUUUUUUUCGUUAAUCCACCGUUCAUAAUAAACUCUUUUGUGACACCCUUUCCUUUGUUAACAAAGGCAUCAGGGGAAAUGUAAUUGUAACAUGAGUUUUUUUAGAGUACAUUCUUGGUCUAUAUAAGUGUACUUGUUCUAGGUUUGGAUAUGAAUUAUUUUGCAACAUUGCAAACUUUCAAGUGAAAACUCUUCUUUGGUUAUGUAUA